AGGUGCGGAGGAGGAGCGGCCGCCACAGGACGCCUGGCUCGGCCCAGCCACCCGAUCGGGGCUUCUCGCGUUCAACGGCCGGCCUGUUGCUCCGAGCCCGCAGCGGCGGGGGCGCUGGCGGCAGCGGGCGGCAUGCGCGUGUGAGAUGCGGCCGCGGGCAGCCCGGACGCGAGCAGCUGCCGCCGCGGUAGCAGAGAAGUGGGGCGCGGCCUCCUCAGCGCGGGGCGCGCAGUGCAUGAGGGCGAGCACGCGGGCGCUGGGCAGCCGCCGGCCACGCCGCCUUCAUAAACACUUAUUUAGGACUCGUUCGCCCCGCUGAGGCCCCGGCGCCCCGCCAUGGAGGCUCCGCCCGACCCCGGGCCCCACGCCUCGGCCUCAGCUUCGGCCGCGGCGCCGCUGCGCGCCCCAGAGGUGGCGCGGCUCCGCGAGGAGCAGGAAAAGGUGGUCACUAACUGCCAAGAGAAAAUCCAGCAUUGGAAGAAAGUAGAUAAUGACUAUAAUGCCCUUGAAGAAAGACUCAGUACCUUGCCUGAUAAGUUGUCUUAUAAUAUCAUGGUACCAUUUGGCCCCUUUGCCUUCAUGCCAGGAAAACUUGUCCAUACUAAUGAAGUCACUGUUUUACUUGGGGACAAUUGGUUUGCAAAAUGUUCAGCAAAGCAGGCUGUGGGCUUAGUUGAGCACCGGAAAGAACAUGUAAGAAAAACAAUAGAUGAGUUAAAAAAAGUGAUGAAAAAUUUUGAAUCCAGAGUUGAAUUCACAGAAGAUUUGCAGAAAAUGAGUGAUGCUGCAGGUGAUAUUGUUGACAUAAGAGAAGAAAUUAAAACUGACUUUGAAUUAAAAGCAAAACACCGAAUUGCUCAUAAACCUCACUCCAAACCAAAAACUUCAGAUAUUUUUGAAGGAGAAUUCUCAAAUGAUCUAAAAUCCAAGGGUCUGCUUGCUGAUAAGGAACUGUGGGAUCGACUUGAAGAAUUAGAGAGACAAGAAGAAUUGCUGGGUGAAGUUGAUAUUGAUAGUAAGCCUGAUACUGUGAUUGCAAAUGGAGAAGAUACGUCCUCUGAAGAGGAAAAGGAAGAUCAGAACAUAAAUGUGAAUAUGAUGAAUCAAGUAAUGGACUCUCUCACUCCCAGCAAUUGUUAUCAGAAUGUUACAAAUUCAGAACUGUUCAAUGGUCAAGUGAAUAGUCAGUGGAACUGUUCAGUGAAUGGUUCAAAUUCUUAUCACAAUAAUGAAGAUGAAGAAGAUGAUGAUGAUGAUGAUGGUGGUGAUAAUGAAAAUGACCAUGAUAUCUUAGGGGCUGAAGAUAAUUCUAUACCAACAAUAUAUUUUUCUCAUACUGUCGAACCUAAGAGGGUACGAAUAAAUACUGGAAAAAAUACUACUUUAAAAUUCAGUGAAAAGAAAGAAGAAGCCAAACGUAAGCGAAAGAACAGCUCUGGCAGUGGUCAUUCUCCCCAAGAGCUGCCUAUGAUCAGGACUCCUGCUGACAUUUACAGAGUCUUUGUUGAUAUCGUGAAUGGAGAAUAUGUCCCUCGUAAGUCCAUCCUGAAGUCUCGCAGUAGAGAGAACAGUGUUUGCAGUGAUACCAGUGAAAGCAGUGCUGCUGACUUCGAUGAUAGACGGGGAGUCUUGAGGAGCAUUAGCUAUGAAGAGGCCACUUGUAGUGAUGCUAAUGAGAGCAUUUUGGACGAGGAACAACAGGAAAAUCAUCAAAAGAAACUUCUGCCUUUAUCAGUAACACCUGAAGUAUGCUUUUUCUGGAACUGUAAUAGAAAAAGAAUUUUUGUCACCUUCCUUAACACCACACCCAGCCAUGGCUCAUUCUGUGCUACCCACAAUUCCAGAACGAAAAGAGGUUCUGUCAGAAGUAUCAGAAGGAACUACAAAGAGGGUUUCAAAGUUCAAAGCUGCCAGGUUGCAGCAGAAAAACUAGGGCCUGCCUAGGAAAUGGGAGUUUACAUCCUAAAACCUAGUUUUGCAAUUGUUUAGAAUAUAUAUAGCAAAAUAUGUUACAUGUAAUUUGAAAUAAGCCAUCCUGAGUUAAUUUGACAGCAAGUUCUCUUACUGUUAUCAAUGGUGUUAAAAAGAAAUCGAAGUAAAUAUUUAAAUACUUUAAUAUUCAGCUUGUUUUGUUAAUUCUCUGAAUACUGUCAACACUCUUGUUUAAGUUUGCCUUAUGAAGUAGUGGCAGCAUUUUGAAUUAUUUUUCAAAGAAUACUGUUCAUAUGCAUUGUUUUUGUGUUUUGAACUAAAUACUGGCAGUUUUGUACCAGCUGUGAUAUUGUGCAUACCAUAUGGACCAUUUUAAAGAAACUUUUAAAAUUUCAAAUAGAUUCAACAAUUAUAUUACUUGCUUUAGCAUUUUAAAGGCACUUUAAAAAAAUCUACUUCUUGUAGGUUUUGCAGCUAGGUGGCUAUUUAAAAAAUCUCUCCCUCUUUGACUGUCAUUCUGUAAUCUCUAAGACAGAAAGCUGCAUGUACCCAAGGGGAAGUUUCUUUGAUUGGAAGAAUGGUAUUUUGUAAAUUUUUUUUAAGUAAAAAUUUUAUGAAACUUGGUCUCUAAAA
This is a messenger RNA of Mesoplodon densirostris (Blainville's beaked whale), 2565 nucleotides long. RefSeq names its product URI1 prefoldin like chaperone (gene URI1). Lineage: Eukaryota; Metazoa; Chordata; Mammalia; Artiodactyla; Ziphiidae. The record is from RefSeq and is a predicted model, not a curated record. The transcript is spliced from 11 exons. Gene Ontology annotation, molecular function: chromatin binding; transcription corepressor activity; phosphatase inhibitor activity. The coding region runs from base 337 to 1944 and encodes 535 amino acids. Gene Ontology annotation, biological process: negative regulation of transcription by RNA polymerase II; negative regulation of phosphatase activity.